CACAAACAAAGCAGCACACAAAAACCGAUUUCGAGCAGCUCAGAAAACGAGAAAAAACUAAGCUAGCUCCGUGUUCAGCAAAAAUGUGGACCGUGAUGAGAGGCGGCGCAAAUAAACUUCCUCACUGGCCACUGACCCACAUUCGCAGAUUCCCGACUUUGAUUGAAUCCCACCCAAGUCCCAAGGAAAAAACGGAGCACAAAGCUGAGGAAGUGGAAACACCGACCACCAUGAAACUACCCUACUUCAUAAGCCCAAAGUGUGUUCAACAUCAGGAUCAACUUGUUGCUGGGCAGAGGAAAGUGUUCAGCUACAACUAUCACCCCUUUUCGAUUUACGAUUUAAAUGAAGCUACUCUUCGCGCCAAGCGAGCAUCAGCUGAGUACUCCAAAAAAAUUGAUCAGUUGCAAAAAAAAGCGUAAGAUUGAAUAUGUAAGCAAGUAGUUGGUAACCACAAUACGGUAUUAAUUAAUAUAAAAGUUAUAAUUACUUCUGGGAUAAAAAUAAUACCAAAAAGCAAUUAAUUUCCAAAAUAUUAAUGUAAAUGGAAGAUAUCUGAAAAGAAUUUCAAAUGAGUAAACUCACCGCAGCCCAGUUAGGCAGACAAGGAAACUCACCACUGCGGUGGAUUUCUGAGCUAAGCACACCAUAGGCUCGAACCAAAACAGUUUGA
Molecule: messenger RNA, 673 nt
Organism: Drosophila erecta
Lineage: Eukaryota; Metazoa; Arthropoda; Insecta; Diptera; Drosophilidae
Exons: 2
Coding region: 84-422 (112 amino acids)
Source: RefSeq, a predicted model, not a curated record